AUGAAGUUACAACUCAACACAUCACCUGUAACACAACAUGAAAUUACAACUCAACAUAUAAUCUGUAACAAACAGAAGAUACACAAACAAACAAAAGACACACAAACAAGAGAUACACAAGCAAGAGAUACACAAACAGGAGGUACACAAACAGGAGGUACACAAACAGGAGAUACACAAACAGAAGACAAAAAAUACACAAACAGAAGAUACACAAACAGAUACACAAAAAAAACAAAAGAGAUACACAAACAAACAAGAGAUACACAAACAAGAGGUACACACAUAAGAGAUACAUAA
Molecule: messenger RNA, 300 nt
Organism: Candidula unifasciata
Lineage: Eukaryota; Metazoa; Mollusca; Gastropoda; Stylommatophora; Geomitridae
Source: the annotation of a GenBank genome assembly